Messenger RNA from Penaeus indicus, 3664 nucleotides. Its product is annotated as small G protein signaling modulator 2-like. The record is from RefSeq and is a predicted model, not a curated record. Gene Ontology annotation, molecular function: GTPase activator activity. The transcript is spliced from 28 exons. Bases 122 to 3598 code for a protein of 1158 amino acids. NCBI's taxonomy places the organism in Eukaryota, Metazoa, Arthropoda, Malacostraca, Decapoda, Penaeidae. Gene Ontology annotation, biological process: activation of GTPase activity.
CGCGAGGGAGGUGUGCGUGACGUGCUCUAGCGUCGCAUUUUGACCUCUUGUAAGGGACUUUAUCCAUAUCGGCGCUGGGGGAGAACACGUGAGAGAGAUCGUUGAAUCGAAAACCGCCAAGAUGUCGAUCGUCAUAGAUGAAGAAGAGUAUAAGGAAAAGCUGAUAAGGACGAUGAAGAAAGAGGUGAAGCAAAUCAUGGAGGAGGCCGUGACGCGAAAGUUCGUCCACGAGGAGAGCAGCAGCAUCACUUCGCUCUGUGGCGCCGUCGAGUCCUGCCUCUCCCACGGGCUAAAGCGGAGGACCCUCGGCCUGUUCAAGACGUCCUCGACCACAGCGCUCAUCCAUAAGGUCGGCAAGUCCUUCGAACCAGCCUGCAAGGUGUCCAAGAUCGUGCAAGACCUGGAGUGCACGGAGCUCGGGAGACGCAGCAGCGGCAGCGGCGACUCGAGCUCCCGCCUGGGGAAGCCGCCCCUUGUCAAGAAGAACUCGGGGCCGGCGGCGGGCUGCCAAAGGUACCUGUGGAUUCGGGUCGCGCUCUUCGAGAAGGUGCUCGCCAAGAUCAUCGACUACCUGGUGCAGAAUAGCAACAAAUACUACGAGCGGGAUUCCCUUGUCGCCGACCCUGACUACGGCACCAUCCUCAGCUCGCUUCUUGUGGGUCCGUGCGCCCUGGACUACAGCAGGAUGAAGACUGUGGACCACCUGUGGACGGACCCCCCCGCCGACGAGCUGGUCCAGAGACACAGGAUUUCGUCGGGGCAUUUCUCGGGCCCGGCCACGCCCCCUCAGCCCCGGACGCGACCCGGCCUGCACUACCGCAAGCCAGUGGGCGGCAGCAGCGAGGAAGUGGGCGGACCUCAGCGCAGCGCCCCCGUCAACGCCCGUGAUUAUGUAGAGAGUCUGCACCAGAACAACAAGGCGACGCUGCUCUACGGGAAGAAUAACGUGCAUGUGCAGCCAAAGGAGCAGAUGGAGGCCAUGCCGGGGUACAUGUCCCUCCACCAGACGACGGAGGGCCUGGUUAUCAAGUGGACGCCCAACCACCUCAUGAACGGAGGUUAUGUUUUUGACGGCGUUGAUGAAAGCAUUUAUUGGGAAUACGCCCUCAAUGUGCGUGUGGAGGAGAUAGUCUACGUUCACUGUCAUCAGCAAGGAGACUCCGGAGGCACCAUCGUCCUCGUGGGGCAGGACGGCACGCAGCACCCCCCGAUCCACUUCCCGAAGGGCGGCCACCUCCUUGCCUUCUUGUCCUGCCUGGAGAAUGGCCUCCUGCCGCACGGGAGACUCGAUCCGCCGCUGUGGUCGCAGAGGGGCAAAGGCAAAGUGUUCCCAAAGCUCCGCCGAAAGGCACGUGCGCUCACCAGCAAACAGAGUGGAACAGACAGUGAAGACGAGGAGGCUACUGAUUAUGUCUUCAGGAUCAUCACAGCACUGAAACCUGAUCGCAUUUCACACCUGGAACUGAUGUCUCCGCUUCUUCGUGGAGGCUCAGGCUGGCUACCACGUGUUCCCAAGCUCUCGUCUCACUCCUCAUCUACCUCCUCCUCCAAAUCGCUAAGUCUUGGGGACUCUAUGAGUGAAGUCCUACCUCCUCCUCCUACACCUAACCCCAGUGUGGAUGUGCCUGUGCCCCCACCGGAGCAAGUCAGUGUCAAGGGAACAAGUAAUACUGCAACUGAAAAGAACAGUGAUUCGCUGGAGCUUCUGUGUGCCACAAUGAAGCAUCAAAUAAUUUCACGGGCAUUUUAUGGCUGGUUAGCCCAUUGCCGACAUCUCAGAACAGUUCGCACUCAUUUGGCUGGCUUGGUGUUGCCAUCAGCUUCCACACCACCACACAAUCCUGAGUGGGAGGAAGGAGUGACGGAGGAUGUGUGGAAGGCAUUGCACGUCGAUGGUAGAUUGACCAAGCAGGAGGAACUGCUUGCCCGAGUGUACCUUGGGGGCGUUUCUUCUCAGAUCAGAAAGGAGGUUUGGCCUUAUCUUCUUAAUCAUUAUGACUUCGGAAGUUCUGUUGAGGAAAGGGAAGAACAGGACCGACGGAUCCGGCAGACUUAUGAAACAACAAUGUCUGAGUGGCUGGCUGUUGAAGCUAUUGUGAGGCAGAGGGACAAGGAGAUCAUGGCAAUGAACAUGGCCAAAUUGUCUUCUGAGUCACAAAAUGGAGAAAUACCUCUUGUGGGAAGAGACAGAUCCCUCAGUAAUGAGGUAUUUGAACCUGACACUCUCAGUAUUGGGUCAGUAGACAAUCCUGGCAUCGUGCAAGAGGAAGAUGAAGAUCUUGAUGACUUCGGCCAUAUAGAGAACAACCGAGAUGCUGACAAGGAAAGCAUUGACAUUGAUCCAGAAACCAGCCAGACCAAUCACAAUAAUAUGAUUAAUAAUGAGCAAAAUGAUGAAGAAAGUGGAAGCAGCAAAGAGAAGACGCGACAAGAAAGUAAAGAGGAUGACACAGCAGAAGUAACCAGCCCUACAUGUGUGGUGACUCCAGAUGAAGGUGUUGUAGAGGGCACUGAUGAUGGUGUGGAAAUGGACAGCUUGGGGGACUUUCCUGCAGCAAAUGAUUCCACAAAUGGAACUCCAGCCUGUGCUAGAGCCUCCUUCACCGAGGAGACAUGUAUUCCUCCCACAACCACCCCAGUUAUAGUUAGCAAAGCCUCCCUUGACAGUGGCAGCCACUCUGACGUAGUGAACGGCGCAGAGGAGGAGGCGGCAGCAGAUGACGAGGUGAAGGGCAUCACAGGGAGCGGGACGGGGGACGAGCUGGCCAAGGAGAACGGGGAGACCGCCGCUUCAGACACCUGGGGGGGUGGCAGUGAGGACAAGAACAUGGACACCUUGGCUGUUGAGGAGAACCAGGACGGACACAGUCUGGAGUCCAGAUCCUCGUGCAUCUCCCCUGCGUCCUCUCAGGGGGGCGUCUAUUCGACGGAGCUUCUAGAGACCUUCGGCCUAAAUCUUCACCGCAUAGACAAGGAUGUCCAGAGGUGUGACAGGAACUACUGGUAUUUCACAACAGAUAAUCUUGAAAAGUUGAGGAAUGUCAUGUGCACGUAUGUUUGGGAACACUUGGAGACAGGGUAUAUGCAAGGCAUGUGUGACCUUGUUGCUCCCCUGCUCGUUAUCUUUGAUGAUGAGGCAGCGACUUACUCCUGUUUCUGCCAGCUCAUGGCCCGCAUGUCCCACAAUUUCCCCAAUGGUGGAGCGAUGGACCAGCACUUUGCCAACAUGAGAUCCCUGAUUCAGAUUUUGGAUUCAGAGAUGUUCGAACUAAUGCACCAGAAUGGAGACUACACACACUUCUAUUUCUGUUAUCGCUGGUUCCUUUUAGAUUUUAAAAGAGAAUUAGUUUACGACGAUGUUUUCAUGGUGUGGGAGGCCAUCUGGGCAGCACGCCACGUCUCCUCGGCCCACUUCGUCCUCUUCAUUGCUCUGGCGCUUGUGGAGUAUUACCGGGAUAUUAUCCUCGAUAACAACAUGGACUUCACGGACAUCAUCAAGUUUUUCAAUGAAAUGGCAGAACGUCACGAUGCCAAGAUCGUCCUCCACACGGCACGGAAUCUGGUCCUGCAACUUCAGACUCUAAUUGAGAACAAGUAGACAGCUUGAUGUGUCUCAUGUGCCAAAUCUACGUAUGUUUCACUUUCAUAGAUACAUUUAUUGAUU